Messenger RNA from Hepatospora eriocheir, 324 nucleotides. Lineage: Eukaryota; Fungi; Microsporidia; Hepatosporidae. The record is from the annotation of a GenBank genome assembly.
AUGUAUAAAAAUCGAGAUUUGAACCGAACUAAGACUGAAGAAAAGUGGUAUGGUUCAUUUGUAGUGAUAGAACAUGUAGGAAAGGGAACAUGUAAAAUACAAUCACUUGAAACUGGUUUAAUCAGAAAAGUUAACAGAAAAGACAUAAAAAUAAUGACUGAAGAAAUACCUGAGAGUAUAUUUGAUCUUAGGGAAGAUCAAGAAUUAAAAAGGGGAGAACUGUUACCAGAACUCAAUACACUUUAUCUUAGUGGAAUGAAUUCAGAAAUUGUAAAUCAAAUGUCAAAUCUAUCAAAAAUCAUAAUUAAAAAGAUUUUUAAUUAA